AUGGACUUCACGCUACGUUGCAAUGCGCUCAACUGCCGAGUCCAGCUCGUGGAGCGGGCUGUGGUAACGACUUGCAGCCAUGUCUUCUGCAAUCCUUGUUCUGACGAGCUUGGCUUGACUGCACCAGCUGGUGCUAAUCGGGUCUGCCCGGCAUGCCGAACUCUUCUUUCUCAACCUGAUGACGCUGUCUCUACAUCAUUGCAUCCGACCGAGGACUACAAGACGAGCGUUCUGAGUGGCCUCAGUCCUAGCACUAUUAUGGAAUGUGCUGGGCGUGGGUUGGCCUUCUGGAGCUACCAGUCGACGCAGGAGAUCGUCUACCAGGAGUACACGGUGAAGGCAAUGACUGAGAAGCACAACACUCUUAACGUGCAGAUCGACAAGAUUCUCAACGACGCCAAUUCCGAACUGAACAUCCUGAAUCAGAAGCUGAACAAUAUGCAAAUAGACCAGGACAGGCUCAAGCUUGAGAAUAAGAAUCUCGUAACAGCCUUCCGAGAGAAAAGCCGCAAACAUCAGCAGACACAGGAACUCUAUGAUCGCUUGAAGCGCAAGGAGAUGACAGCAGCUACACAGUCUGCGGCGUUCGAAUCCGUAGAUGAAGUACUCGGCAAUGUCCCAGGUCGUCAAGGCUUCGUUUCUUCUCAGCGUACUUCUGUCGCUCCGAGAUCUCACGCUCAACAAGACUUCCAGUCCCCUCAACGGAAUCGCAACGGAAUAGAGCAACUCCAUGCCCGACGGAAGAGUGGCAGCAACGAAAUCCAAGGCAAUGGGGCAAUGAUGCCUCCUCCGCUUCAUCGACCAGGAGGUACUGGAAGCAAUACGUUCGGAUUCGGUGAGCCAAAGCCCUGGUAUGCCACCCACGCUGCUGAUGGUCGUUUAGCAAAUCCCAUGCCUACACCAUCCAACCAUCGCACCCAGCUUGGGCCGACAGCUCAAUCCGCCAGCCGCCUGGGAACACUUGGUUAUCGACAUGACGCCAACAUGUUCAAUAAGGAUCUGCAGAACCAUACUCCAGGCCAACGGCAAUCUCUCGCCAGUCUCAAUAUGAAUAGCGUGAAUAGGAACGGCUUGAGCGGGUAUGGAAUGAGUGCAGGAUCACGCCCCUCCGAAAUGACACACUCCAGCCAUGGUCAGGCUGGUGCGCCGUUCGGUCACGAAUUUCAAGCCCAGCAGUUUCAACGCGAUGAAGGUGUCUACUAUUGA
Molecule: messenger RNA, 1206 nt
Organism: Letharia lupina
Lineage: Eukaryota; Fungi; Ascomycota; Lecanoromycetes; Lecanorales; Parmeliaceae
Exons: 5
Coding region: 1-1206 (401 amino acids)
Biological process (GO): reciprocal meiotic recombination
Cellular component (GO): synaptonemal complex
Molecular function (GO): ubiquitin protein ligase activity
Source: RefSeq, a predicted model, not a curated record